AUGCUGAAAUGGAAUUUGAUGUUGGAGAUAAUUCUAUUAAUGACAAUGAGCCUAAUAGUGCUUCAAGGUAAAUCUCGCAUUUAUGAUAACGGCAGAAUCGGCACUGAUAUUUUCACCAAGGCCGAGUUGAUAAGUAUUCGUUUAGCUCAGCUGAUGCUGCAACACAAGAUUGACAGAUCAUCAUACCGAGAUAUUGUUAGAUUUGUGAACACCAUCAUCUGGAACCACGAUGAAAGCCUGAGGCUACGAUCAGCCAUGGUGAUGCCGUUGGUGCUUUACUACAAUAAAAAUCAAGCAUUAAGGGCCACGAUUGAUCUAAUAAGUGGAAUUUUUGACGGGGAAAACUACAAACAGUUGGUGCAACGAGACUUGUUCUCUAACCCAGAUGAUAUAGCCAUUGUGAUUUAUACCAACAGUUUUGUCAAUCAGGAGAAAGGCUACUACUCGUCCUCUGCUUCUCUGGAUCCCUUAUUGCCGAACUUGUACGGUGGGUUGACGAGGCGUAUAUUAACUAGUUACAGGCAUGGAUGUAUUUUGAAGGCAACACUAGUAUUAUACCUGGGCUUUUUGCUGCUGUUGUUGCUGUUGUUGCUGUUUACCAUAACAUCAGCCAAUAAUUUUGAUCUGAGCUUUGGCUUCCACAUGAGACUGCGUAUGCUUAGAAUGGAUACGGACAGCAUGAUAAGUAAUAGCGAGUACGGUACUGAUAUGAGCAACGACGGGAGAUCUAGUCAAACUAUUGGUGAGAAUUAUUGUAUUAAAAGUGUUGCUGGUAAACCGGUUCCGCUAUUUAUGGCGGUGAAAAUUUUGUUGACAGAGACCAAAUAUGUUAGAGUAAAAGAGAGUACCAAGACAAGUAGAAAUAAUUCUUGGAAACACUCUGAUUACAAUCCUGAUUUACCAAAUGCAGAUAAAAAGGAGUGGACACAAAUUGUAAUACACAGCUAA
Phycomyces blakesleeanus NRRL 1555(-) is the source of this 948-nucleotide messenger RNA. RefSeq lists its product as hypothetical. The coding region runs from base 1 to 948 and encodes 315 amino acids. Lineage: Eukaryota; Fungi; Mucoromycota; Mucoromycetes; Mucorales; Phycomycetaceae. The transcript has 7 exons. The record is from RefSeq and is a predicted model, not a curated record.